AUGUCUGAACGUGGAACUCACGAACCAUACUUCGGGUAUAACGCCCUGGUCGACUAUUUACAAAUCUAUAAAAACGCGUCGUACCGCAGUUUUCUCGAUCUUAAUAGAGAUGUAAUAAUUUCUUCGACAACAAGUUCUAGCUGGAAUUAUCUUGAUAAUCUUUGGGCUGGUCGUUUUUUGCGUGAAGCAAGAAAAUUAGGAGCUAUUUUGGAUGAAAAGAAUUACUGGGCUUGUUUGCUUGAAGGGGACGAAAUAGGAGAAUAUGAUUAUAAUGAUCCACCACCGUCAAGACGUUCCGUAGUAUCAUCUCCGUACCCUCCUUCAUCAAAACGUUCAUGCAGAUGGUUGAGGCCAUACUGGGAUGGUAUAAUUAAAGAAUAUAAUAAGAAUUUCGCUUUAAAAUGUUUUGCAUAUAAAAUUAUAAAUAUUAUGAAUCCAGAACAAAUUCCCGAAAAUUAUCAAAAUCAAACCAUUUGUGAAAUAUGUAGAAAAGAAAUAUCUCCCCAAUUUCCCGAACCGAUAACCAUUUUAACAUGUAAACAUAUGUUCCACCAAAAAUGUCUUAAACCACAUUGUCCACUUUGUCAAGAUCCCGAAGAACAUGACCAUUGUGAUGAUAGCGUUGGUAGUUCUGGAAGCGGUUAUGGUAAUGAUGCCGGUAAUGGCAUUGGUACUGACCCUCAUCCUCCUGGCAGUUCUGAAGUUGUUGAUAACAAUGAGCAAGAUGAUUAUUUCAGUUUUG
Messenger RNA from Dentiscutata erythropus, 742 nucleotides. The record is from the annotation of a GenBank genome assembly. Lineage: Eukaryota; Fungi; Glomeromycota; Glomeromycetes; Diversisporales; Gigasporaceae.